UACAGUAAACACUGCUAUCCGCACAGAGCGUCCAGAGUUACAGCACGGCCAAAUACGCAGAAACAGAUCUGAUCAUGAGUUCGCGGGAAGGUUGCAAACGAGAAAAGUGUGAAGAAACAAUUGACUCUCAAGCGCAGAACUGGAGCCAGGAACUCACUCACUCAUUGCCAGCAGUUGGCGCAAUCAUCAUCCAAGCAGCGACCGUUCACAUUUUUUCAUCAGACUUCGAAACUCACGCUUCCUGUGAAUCCACACCGGCAGGUGGGACGCAGCCCUCACUUUAACUCACUCACUUCACGUACAAACUAGCACAUGAGGAGCCCCAAUUCAUAACAUAUUCAAUUGUUUAAGGGAAAGGUGCAAACGAGAAGAGUCAAAUAAUCUGUUGGAAUUUCAUUCCGAACUCCGAUGUAGAUCGUUUCUGUACUCCAACUACAUUUGCCACCCGCUGAUUAGCUCUGAUACAGCCAAACAGCUGUCUGGAGAGUUUGACAGUAGAAAUAUCGCAAGGCAAGAAUCAUCUUCGCUACAGUGGACAUGUUCACUUGUAUCUGGCAGGCUGCUGCUGUGUACAUGUAUAAUGCGUGUUGUGCAUUCGGGUGGGUGCAUAUGUGCGUGUCUAUGUGCGCGUGUCUGUACACGCAUGCAUGUACGUAUGUUGUGCGAGACUGUUUCCAUUUUUUCUCUGUCCGACUUCAAGUGUCGUCAAGAUGCACGUCAUCACAACCUGCAGGAGAUCUUACCAUUGACAACCACAUGAAGCUGUCAAUCGGGCAUGAAGCUGGACUAGUGAACUCCUUAGGGACGGUUAUUCCAUUUCCGAACAUAUCCUUCUACAGCGACUGUCCAUUCGUCAAGAUUGAUAUGGAAGUCAGUAAAUUUGAACUAAACGGCUGCUAUCCACAGUUGGUGCUUUUGAAGGAAUUUCCCGGGAAAAGGUAUCAUAUCGCUUCGGUAAAGAUUCAACCUGACAACCUUAGACCGCACACCCUUAACAUGGGAACUGCAACAUGGACUGGGGUAUGUCUUGAUGACUACAUCUCUGAUAACAGCAGUGUGACGACAGCGUAUAUUAUUGCUAUCUCCCUGAACUCUACCUGCAAGCUUCAUUCAAAAGCCACUGGGUCUGAAAUCACGUGGGUCUUGCCACAGGAUAGCUCACCCCACAUCUUGCAGGCACAUCAGCAUCUUGCUGCACUAGAACCUCGUGUGACACUGAACAUCCGUGCAGUGGAUGCGUGCGGACAAGCUGCAUGUGACAACUGCCAGACACUCUACCAAAGCCGUCCUGCAUUAGGAGCAACUGGCAAAAAUCGCUACCAAUACUAUUGUAGUAUUGCAUGUAACCACACGUGUCCAACGGCUAUUGCCAUGAAACCUCAUGCAACACAGGCUUCAACCACUGUUCUACCGAAUGACUUAACAGAAGAUACAGCAACCAGCCAAGAAUCCGCGCGUACAACGGAGAGGCUUGCUAAUCCUCCCGCAAAAAUGCCAUCAAUUGUUCGUAAUCUAGCCUUCAACGUUCCCUUGCUUUUCCUGACGCUGUCUACUCUACUUGUGGUUCUGUGUAGAAGGAGGCGCGAUGUACACCCGGCAAGCGAUCAUUCUACACAACGAAAAGUUGAAGCGGAAAGCUUGCAGACCCAAACACCACUACCAUCCAUAGCAGUACGCCCCCAACAAUGCCAGCAAGUGGCAACAGACCAGUCACAGAGUCCAUACUAUAUCGAAGCUGUAAACCCGAACGAAGCAAUCAUUACCGACAGCAUGCCAACGCCAUGCCCAGUGAGAGACAACUCAAAGCAGGAGGGUGUACAUGUGCCGGUGUCCGCAGCUCAAUCCAAUGGUGGACAAGCCCACAAUUCACGGUAUGUUAAUCUGGACACACCUGAAAACGCCAGUGCUGAAGCGCAUGGACGUCCCUAUACGCUACUAUGUGCGCGUACACAAGCACAUCCCAACCCUUACGAAAGUCUUGGUCCUGGGAGGAACGACAUCGACACGGGGGAGUACCUUGUUUGCACGAAGGCUGAUGGCCGUAAGGUGUUUAUCUGCGAUGCAGCUCACGCAGUGGAAUACAGAACCGUGCCGGCGCCUGUCCCACACGCUGUCUACACUCCUCCUACAGGAAAUGCUAGCCGCUUAGCGUGAAAGCUGUUCCUGAAGCUAGGCCAACAAGCCGGGCCUAAACUAUAUGUACCAUCGUGUCGAGUUCUCCUCCUCAUUUUUGUUCAUCGUGCAGAGAGUGUUCAAUAGUAAAACCUACCAGUCAGUCAAAGACUUCUAUAACAGCAAUUGGCAAAGCCGAGAGUAGGGAAUUGACACAGCAGAUAAUCCCUGUUGAUUAGCAACUAAGAAGGCCUUGAUUCAAGCACGAAUAACCUAUUAUGUAACGUUAGACUUAGAGCGGAAAGUGAAUAGUGAGACCCCUUGUUCGAAUACUCUGAUUUUCUCCGAUCGAAUAUCCGAGUAAAGAAGAGGACCAAGGAACUACAAGUUAUCCUAUCAUUUCCACUGGUGGUGUUCGUGGACGUUGCAACGUAACUUGUAGUUCCUUGGUCCAUUUCUUUACUAUAAAUUACUCCUUGGCUCUCCAUCCGGGACUAUCCGAUUAUUCGAGUUGUUUUACCUUCUACAGACGACAUUAUAAAACACCUGAGUCUCACAUUACGCAAGCCAUGAUUGAACAAGCUAUUGGCCCUUUUCUAAAGUCUAUCAUUUUAGGUGGUCUAACCAGGCUCCACUUUUCACCACUCAGCCUGCAUAUCAUUUGUUAACUGCUUGCUGCUCAGAAACUGUAGACUGUUACAGAAAAUGCAUGUACUAUGCAUGACGAGUACUCGGAUUUAUUUCUAGUGCGAGUUUUUUUGCAAAAAUAACGAGUGACAAGUCUAUUCAGUGUAAUUUUUUCACCACUGCCUACUUCAUUAUUGCACACCAGCACCCAUUGCUAACGACACCAUAACAAUGUAUG
Messenger RNA from Sycon ciliatum, 2977 nucleotides. RefSeq lists its product as uncharacterized. Lineage: Eukaryota; Metazoa; Porifera; Calcarea; Leucosolenida; Sycettidae. The record is from RefSeq and is a predicted model, not a curated record. The transcript has 2 exons. The coding region runs from base 538 to 2154 and encodes 538 amino acids.